Molecule: messenger RNA, 2124 nt
Organism: Astyanax mexicanus (Mexican tetra)
Lineage: Eukaryota; Metazoa; Chordata; Actinopteri; Characiformes; Acestrorhamphidae
Gene: rap1aa
Product: RAP1A, member of RAS oncogene family a
Exons: 8
Coding region: 219-776 (185 amino acids)
Biological process (GO): negative regulation of synaptic vesicle exocytosis; cellular response to cAMP; Rap protein signal transduction
Cellular component (GO): plasma membrane
Molecular function (GO): GTPase activity; GTP binding; GDP binding
Source: RefSeq, a predicted model, not a curated record
UGGCCCCAUCCUCCGCUGUGCUGUGCUGGGUGGGGGAGCUGAGGCCCGGCGUGUCUGAGCCAUUGCCCUUUUAAGGCCGCUGGUGGGAAGCAGGAGAAUGACGUCUGCAGCCGGAGCAGCCCCAGCAGCAGCGAGCCAGGAGCGGCUCUCAGCGCCAGUGGAGGAGCGGCGGGGAGGACGAGACACGGCUGUAGAGGCGACCACACAGACACCCCAGCAUGCGUGAAUAUAAGCUUGUGGUCUUAGGCUCAGGAGGUGUAGGAAAAUCUGCACUGACAGUCCAGUUUGUUCAGGGUAUAUUUGUGGAAAAGUAUGACCCCACAAUAGAAGACUCAUAUAGAAAGCAAGUAGAAGUUGACGGGCAACAAUGCAUGCUAGAAAUCCUCGACACAGCAGGCACAGAGCAGUUCACGGCGAUGAGGGACCUGUAUAUGAAGAAUGGGCAGGGCUUUGCUCUGGUCUACUCCAUUACAGCACAGUCCACGUUUAACGACCUGCAGGACCUGAGAGAACAGAUCUUACGGGUUAAAGACACAGAGGAUGUGCCAAUGAUUCUGGUGGGGAAUAAGUGUGAUCUGGAGGACGAGAGGGUGGUAGGGAAGGAGCAGGGGCAGAAUCUUGCUCGCCAGUGGAAUAACUGUGCCUUUCUAGAAUCCUCUGCCAAAUCAAAGAUCAAUGUCAACGAGAUCUUCUAUGACUUGGUCAGACAGAUAAAUAGAAAAACACCGGUGGAAAAAAAGAAAGCCAAGAAGAGGUCUAACUGCACACUUCUCUAAAACCACGCGCACACACGCACCCCAGCAGCAGCUCUGAGCCAGAAUGCUGAAAUGAAGACCUGUUGCCCUACUGGCCAGCAUUCCAGCCCCAUUCAACAGUUAUUGGACUCAGUGUCGGCAAAGGCAGAAACAAGGACUAAGGCCUGUUCCUUAGUUUACUGACGGAGUGAACAAGGGAGAGAGAAGUCUGACUUCUUCCAGCUCUCCAUUUCUGCUUUUCCUUCCCAGACUAUCCCAACUUUUCUCCUCCCACCUCCUUUUUAUCCUCGUUACCCUCCUGUUUCCUCCUCUCUCCUCUACAGAAAGGAUUCGUAUCGAGCGCUUACAGGUUUUUGCAGAUGCCAUUUUUUUUAAAGGACUAUAGUAACAGGAAUAUGGCGUUUUGGUUUGGGGGUAGUGAAGCAUUGUAAUGUACUGUUCAUUAAUACCUUCAACAAGCAUGGGCACAUUUAUUAAAAAUCUAUAACAAAUAAUAAAAAAAAAACCCAAAAGCCAAUCAUGUUAAUAUUUCAGCCCUCCCCCUAACCCCGCCCUUUCCUCAUGACCAUGUCUCUCCAUGACUCUAACCUGCACUUCAGAAAUAAAUCUGGGUCCAUACGAGUCUCCACCCCCUCUGCUUCUUCCCCCCUUCAUCAGGACCAGCUCCUCAGAUAACGUUUUUUGCCUGAGUGACCUUUGUUUUAUAUUUGAAGUCUCAAAGCUUUCAUAUUUCGCAUAAUAUAUUCUAAUUCCAUUUUUUGCAUAGGGAAGCUUUGGAAAAAAUGGUUCUUUUAUUUGAGAGAUGGGGACGAAUAACACACAUGGGUUUCUGUGUCUCUCAUGCUGAAAAAAAUUAAUUGUACUAAAACCAAGUCUAAUAUUUCUUCAUGUGUUCUGUCACUCAAAGUGGUAAUAAUUUUCCAACUUUUAUGAAUGAUUGAUUAAAUUUUAGUACAUUUUCAUUAAUUUCUUGGUCUUCUGUAUUUUGUUGUAGCCUUCGGAUGCUUGAAUAAGGAUGGUUAAAAUAACCGUAAAUAAUCCGUUUUGUGCCUGUCUCGGAGAAGAAUGAAAUCAGACCUGUACCAUGGCGUUGACUUCUCCAUCUAAUAACAAAUAAUCAAUAAUCAGUUCAUUAUACUGCACUGUCUAGAACCAAAUGACAUACGAAGUAAAGAAAUCAUUACAAACUUAUUUUAUUUAAUUUUAUUUCCUUCUCCUUUAUGAUUCUCUCCAUGGUUGUGAAGUUCAUGGUGAUGCUCGGUGUCUCUGGCCAGCUUUUGGUUUUAUUUUAAUAAUUUUUUGUCUUAAUCUUAUUUCUUGAUUUCUUUUUUUUUUCUCCAUUGAUUUAAAUAAAUGUAUUUCAUAUUGA